Molecule: messenger RNA, 7056 nt
Organism: Mesocestoides corti
Lineage: Eukaryota; Metazoa; Platyhelminthes; Cestoda; Cyclophyllidea; Mesocestoididae
Source: the annotation of a GenBank genome assembly
AUGUUCGAUUGUCUAGACAUGGAGAUACAAGCGUUGCAUCAAAAUCUGCAUUGGGAACCUAGUUCAGUAGCCCAACCAAACAACUACAUUUCGGAUGACGAUGAUUUUGAAAGCGGCAAUAGUACAGCAAAGCUCUAUGAACGCUCUCGUAUCAAGGCCCUUGCCGACGAACGCGAGAUUGUUCAGAAGAAGACUUUCACAAAGUGGGUUAAUUCCCAUUUGGCAGUUGUUAACCAUCGCGUUGAAGACCUCUACCUUGAUCUCCGUGAUGGCAAGCACCUACUCAGAUUGCUUGAAAUUCUUUCUGGAGAGCGUCUUCCUAAGCCUACUCGAGGCAAGAUGCGGAUUCACUGUCUAGAAAAUGUUGAUAAAUCCCUCAACUUUCUCUGUGACCAACAUGUCCACUUGGAAAAUGUCGGUGCCCAUGAUAUUGUCGACGGCAACCAGCGUUUGACUCUCGGCCUUAUUUGGACUAUAAUCCUGCGUUUUCAGAUUCAGGAUAUUAUUGUUGAGGAAUACCAGACAAGCGAGACUAAAUGUGCCAAAGACGCCCUUUUGUUGUGGUGCCAGAUGAAGACUGCAGGCUACAAUAACGUAAACGUUCGUAACUUUUCAACUUCUUGGCGCGAUGGCCUCGCAUUCAACGCCCUCAUUCAUAAGCACCGCCCCGACCUAAUCGAAUAUCAAAAGCUAACCAAAGCAACGCCUUUGCAAAAUUUGCAGAAUGCCUUCACUGUUGCAGAUGAGAAGCUUGGUAUUCCUCCCCUAUUGGACGCCAAUGAUGUGUGCGUAGAACAGCCUGAUGAGAAGUCGAUCAUUACGUAUGUGGCCGCCUACUACCAUUAUUUUAAUAAGAUGAAGGCUGACACCGUACACUCCAAGCGUAUCGGCAAGGUUGUGAACCAAGCGAUUGAAUCGUCUCAACUGAUUGACCAAUACGAACAGUUGACGUCCGAGCUCCUCACCUGGAUUCAAAAAACAAUUGAGCUUCUUAACGAUCGCGUUUUUGCGAAUUCAUUACCAGAUGUGCAGCAUCAAUUGGCAGGCUUUAAUACCUACCGUACGGUCGAUAAGCCGCCUAAAUUUGUUGAAAAAGGUGCCCUUGAAGUACUUCUUUUUACAUUGCAGAGUAAGAUGAGGGCUAAUAAUCACAAGGUUUACAGCCCACCUGACGGAAAAUUGAUCUCUGAUAUCAAUCGCGCUUGGGAAAAUUUAGAAAAGGCAGAACAUGCUCGUGAAUUGGCAUUACGUGACGAACUGAUCCGACAGGAAAAACUUUCGCAGCUUGCUACCCGUUUUGAUCGCAAGGCAGGCAUGCGUGAGGCUUGGCUAUCAGAAAACCAGCGUCUUGUUGCGCAAUACAACUUCGGUUCCGAUCUCGCCGCCGUUGAAGCUGCUACCAAGAAGCAUGAGGCCAUUGAGACAGAUAUUUCUGCCUAUGCUGAACGCGUUAACGCUGUAGUUAGCGUGGCAGAAGAGCUUCAGCUUGAGAAUUACUAUGACAAUGACCGUAUUCAAAUGCGUCGUGAAAAUGUCCUUCGUUUGUGGAGCAAUCUUUUAGACCUGCUUCGCAAACGCCGUGCUUGCUUAAACUUAAGCCUCCAACUGCAGCGUGUCUUCCAGGAGAUGUCUUACCUACAGGAUUGGAUUGAUGAGAUUGGUAAUCGAUUGAAAUCCGAAGACUACGGGAAGCAUCUCAUGGGUGUUGAUGACCUUUUGCAGAAACACAAUCUUCUAGAGGCGGAUAUUCGUGUUCUUGAUGACCGGUUAACCCAAGUGUUGGACCAGGCCAAAGUUUUUGUCGACUGUAACUUCCCCGAGAACGUGGAAGGUUAUCGUCCAAUUGAACCGGAGUUUGUCCAAAAGCGUGGCGAGGAUUUACGUGCCGCUUACGAGAAGUUGCACGAAUUGGCUGAUGCGAGGCGCCAAGCCCUCGAAGAUUCUCGUAAAAUGUGGCAAUUCUUCUGGGAUAUGGAUGACGAGAAGGAAUGGAUAAAGGAAAAGAGCCAGCUUAUGUCAAGCCCCGAUUUGGGUCACGAUCUUACUUCUGUCGAACGUUUGCUUCGCAAACACCGUGCCCUUGAGGAAGAAUGCAAGAUUCGUCAGAAUGUUUUUAACAAUUCUGUUGUUACUGGUAAUAAUCUCAUCAACGAGGGUAACCGUGGCAAAGAAGCCAUCCAGCAACGAAUCGAUGAAAUGCACGAGCUUUGGGAUCAGCUGGCUGACGUAACGGCAGAACGUAAACAGCGCCUGCAGGAAUCACAAGAGUUCUUCCAACUGAUGGCCGAUUGCGAUGAUGCAGAUGCUUGGCUUAUUGAUCAACAGCGCAUAGCAAGUAACGAGGAUGUUGGCUUGAAGAUGUCCACUACUGAGUCGUUAAUCAAAAUCAACCAAGAGUUAAUGGAAAACCUCGAACAAUACCGUGAAACCAUCAACCUACUCCAUGUUACCGCCGCUAAAGUCUCGGAGUAUCCUGACAGCGAUUCUACUAUUAUUGGUUCCCGUCUCGACAACGUUGACGAAAACUACAAUAGAGCUUUGGAGUUGGCUAAGCAAAGACAACAGCGCCUUUUGGAUGCGUUGUCUAUGUAUAAGUUAUUUGAUGUGUCAGAUACGGUUCGUACAUGGAUUACUGAAAAAGAAAGGCUUCUCGCUACACUGUGCCCCUCAGAUGUGAUUCAAGAGCUAGAGGUUACACGACAUAGGUUUGAAUGCUUUGAGAAGGAGAUGACGAAGAAUGCAGAAAAAGUUAGUUCCGUCAAUAAACUUUCAGAGAAUCUGAUUAAAACUGAUCAUCCUGAUUCGCAGCAAAUUGUUAUCCGCCAAGACAAACUCAAUGCUACAUGGAAUGGUUUAGCUGAUUUGGUAGAGAAACAGAAAUGCCGAAUUGAAACUGCUCAUCAGUAUAAUCAAUAUUUGCUCGAGUGUCAAGAAACAGCAUGUUGGAUCAAAGAUAAGAAAAAUUUGAUUGAGUCGACCGAUGAACUAGGCAACGAUUUAGAGGGUAUUAUGCAGCUUCAACGUCGUCUGAGCGGUCUUCAGCGCGACCUCCAGGCUAUCCAGGCCAAGAUCGACCAUCUUGAUGAACAAGCAGACGUUCUGGUUGUCACCAAACCAGAAGAGGCGGAGGCUAUACGGGCUGAGAGGAUGAAGAUUCAUGAUCUUUGGGACGAAUUAAAGGAAAUGUUGAAGGAACGUGAUGACCGUUUGAACGACUCCAGUGAACUCCAACGGUUUUUGCAGGAUCUCGACCAUUUCCAGGUUUGGCUACGAAAGGCUCAAGUUACUGUCGCAUCUGAAGACGUCCCUAACACUCUUCCCGAAGCCGAGAAGCUACUGCAGAAUCAUGAACAAUUCAAGCCUGAAAUUGAUGGUUACGAGGACGACUUCAAGCGACUCAUGGAAAUGGGUCGGAGGGUAGUGGAGAAUCAGUCCGAUCCACAGUACCUCUUCCUUGCCGAGCGUCUUGAUGGCAUUGAGGAAAAUUGGGUAGCUCUACACAAAAUGUACGAGGAUAGAGACAAGGUCCUCAAGCAGGAUGUUGAAGCUCAGUCCUUCUUCAGAGAUGCUACCCUCAUGGAUAAACUCAUCAAUAAACAGGAGGCUCUGAUUUCCAAGGAAGUUGUGUCUACUCCAGAAUCUGUGGACGAAGCCUUGCGUAAUCUCAACACCUUCCAGGCCGCAAUGCCCGCCAACGACGAAAAGAUCUCCCAAGUCAUCGCCGUUGGUCGAGACUUAGCCGCUCGUGGCGUGUUCCCCGUUGAGAAAAUCCUAGCUAAGUGUGAUCAACUUGAACAAAGGCGUCAAGCUGUCAAGGAGAAGGCGAUUGACCGUGAGGCCAAAUUAGCUCAACAUUCCAGGCUGCAAGGAUUCGUUCAGGAUGUCGAUGACGUUGAAGAGUGGAUCUCCGAAAAAACGAUACUCGCCCAGCAUGCACCACCACCUCGAGGUGCUGGCAUUGCCGCCAUCUAUGGGAAAUUCAAGACUUUUGAAAGCGAGUUAGAUGCAAACAAGGAUAAAAUUGAGAAAGUCAUUGCCACUGGUGAGCAUCUGAUUGCUGAACAACCGCAGUUACAAGCGGAGAUUGAACCACGGAUAGAGGUUCUUCGCCGUCAAUGGGUUGACUUGAAUAAUCAGGCUCAGGAGCAAAGCGCCAAACUGGCUGACUCGAACCGGGAGGCAUUGUUUGACGAGACAGCCAAGUCCAUGCUCACCUGGAUCACCGAGGUCUCCUCGCAGAUUGUCACCACUACAGAGGAGGUAACGGAAGAAGUCGGACUUGUGGAACUGAACGAACAAAUUAAGGAUCAAGAAAGAAAGGAGCAAGAGCUAAUGGCCAAGCGCAAAAUGCUCGAGGACAUGGCUAAACAUGCCGAGAAGCUUAAGGAGCAGUAUCCUGACAGAAAGGACGAAUUUGAACAAGUCCAUCAGGAAGUACGCAUUCGUCUCACAGAACUCGAGGCCCCAAUGGCCAAUCGUCGCGAUCGGCUCACUAAGCAGAAACGUGUGCGCCAGUUUUUCCGUGACUUAGAAGAUGAGAAAGAUUGGAUUAGGGAGAAACUCGCUAUCAUUGAAGACCACGGUCGCAUGGGAACUAGCCUACUUAGCAAUCAACAAAUGCAACGACGUCACAAAAUGCUCGCAAAUGAGGUCGAUAACCACCAACCACGUAUCGAUGCCGUUUGUCAGCAAGGUGAAGAGAUGAUUGCUGAUGGUCACCCUCACAGCGAGAAGUUCCGAGAGGGUAUCGACGAAGUUAGAGCUUUGUGGGCUUCGCUGCGCCUAGCUCUGGACGAUCGCCAAGCUGCUCUCUUGCAAAACGAAGUCGCCCAACAGUACCUUUUCGACGCUAGCGAGGCAGAGGCUUGGAUGGGUGAACAAGAGCUUUAUCUUAUGGGAGACGAGAAGGCUAGGGACGAGCAAGGUGCUACCAAUGCGAUGAAGAAGCAUGAGCUACUUCAAAAGACAAUCGAGAAUUAUGCAAGCGAGAUUCGUUCCUUGGGUGACCGUUGUCGGGCCAUGGUUGAAUCUGGACACCCCGAAAGUGAAGUAGUUGCCGCUAAGCAGUCUAGAGUGGACAAGAUGUAUGCUGGACUACAUGACCUUUGCUUGGAACGUCGGUUGAGACUGGAAGAGAUUCUGAAGCUCUACAGCCUGCUCCGUGAAAUCCUCGAUCUGGAAGCUUGGAUCGCUGAACGCACAGUUAUUGCCAGUAGUCACGAAAUGGGUGCCGACUACGAGCACUGUUGUCUCUUGAGGGAACGUUUCGCUGACUUCUCGAAGGAGACUAACGAAUUAGGGAAACUGCGAGUGGCAAGCGCCAACGAGUUGUGUGACGCCCUCAUCGCUCAGGGUCAUGGAGAAGCUGCUGAAAUCGCCAGCUGGAAGGAUCGUGUCAAUGAAGCCUGGGCUGAUCUUCUUGAGUUAAUCGAGACCCGAAUCCAACUUCUCAAGGCGGCAUGGGAUCUUCACAAAUUCUUGUGUGACUGCCAGGAUGUUCUUGACAGGAUCGCUGAAAAAUCAGGGAUAAUUCCGGAGGAUGUGGGCCGUGACGCCAAAGCUGUUGCUGUCCUCCAGCGCAAGCAUGCGGCCUACGAGGCCGAGCUAUCUCGCCUGGGGCAGCAAGUUGAAGAGGUUGUCGAUUUUGCCAACAACCUGUUGCCUAGCUACGCGGGUGACAAAGAAAGCAUCAUCUGUGAUCGUCGUGAUGAAGUUGUUCAGGCAUGGAGGCAACUGCAGUACGCCGCCGAACAGAGGAAGAUACACCUCCUGGAUGCUAGCGAUGUUCACAAGUUCUUUGCCAUGGUCCGGGAACUCCAACUAUGGAUGGAAGCCAUGCGCACCGAAAUGACCAUUAAGGAGAAACCAAGGGAUGUUUCUGGAGUUGAGCUGUUGAUGAACAAUCACAAGAGUCUUAAGGCUGAGAUUGAUGCCCGUAAAGAAAACUUUAGUAUCUGUUUGAGUCUCGGACGAACUCUCCUCAAUCGACGUCACCCACGAGAGGAGGAGAUUCGGGAGAAGUGCAUCCAGUUGGUCACUGAGCGCGUGAUCAUGCUGGAACAGUGGAACGACAGAAAUGAGAACCUUCAGCUAAUGUUAGAGGUUUAUCACUUCGCUCGUGACGCGGCCGUUGCUGAGGCCUGGCUCAUUGCCCAGGAGUCCUUCGUCAAGAGCCCCGAUCUCGGUGAAUCUUUGGAUGAGACUCUUGCUCUGCUCAAGAAACACCUCGCCUUUGAGAAGGCCGUAGCUACCCAAGAGGAACGAUUUAUUGCUCUCGAAAAACUAACCACGCUUGAAUUGAAAGCCAAAGAAAAAACCCCGGAGAGUGAAGCCGCACGCAAAAAAGCAAUUGAACAGAAAAUUGUCGAUGCCAGUCGCGAGUUUCAGCCUCUUCCAUCCACUUCACAGCCUGCCGUGCCUUCCGGCCCAAUGCAUGGUACGCCACUUCGCCGUGGCUUUGAAACACCAACAGGUCGCUCUCUCCGUGAAUCUGUCGAUUCCGGCCGUCCCACUCCACGCAAUCUCGAAGCUCUCCUACAUCGGAAGAACGAGUGGGAAACCACAGUCAAACGAGCAUUCGGACGGUCUUGGGUUGAGCUUUACUUUGUUCUUGAUGCUACUCUUGGCACCCUUUCCGCCUACAAGGACUCUCGGUCUGCGCAUGAUAAACCGGGACACUUGUACCACAAAGUGCCUCCUGUUAAUCUUGCCGGUGCUGUGGCCGCUCCUGCCACUGAUUAUGACAAGCGUCCGUAUGUAUUCCGUUUGAAGUUACCAAACGGCGGCGAGUCAUUGUUCCAAUGCCUCUCAGAAGACGAAAUGCAUACUUGGGUCGAAACAAUCAACUCGGUCUCGGCUUCACUCCCAGCCCCUGUCAAGGUAAUGCCGACCACGGAAGAAGAGGAGGCAGAAGGCGGAUUGGUUUCGCCUGCUGGUCGCUCUGCAACUCUCCCCUCAACUGCUCUCCACCUUUCUGAAACUACGAGUAGUGGUGCGCAAGUUCCUGCACCGUCUAAGCCGAAGAAAAAGUUCCUCACGCUUAUGCGAAAAAAGUAA